AUGAACGUAGUUAACCGUAUAUUCCCCAGCUUUAUUCAACGCGUCGACUCGGCGGUUCCGCUCGGCUACACCACGCCGCCCUUCCCCUCCCUCUAUUGGCCUCUUCCCGCCGGCGCGACACAGUCCUUCUACCUAUACCGUCCCGAUGACAUCUUCCGCUUCACCGUAUACUGGACACUGCUGCUGGUCGGCGGCAUCCACUUCAUCACUGCGCUAUGGGCAUGCAUAGUGCAAUGGCGUAAUUGGAAGUUGAUAUGGAUAGCCCUACCUGUGUUCAGCAUUGUGGGAGGUGUUGAAGCACUUGUUGCGGGUGCAAUUGUUGGCGGACUACUUGGAGGCGUAUAUCAGGCGGGCUACUUCGAAAUGUCCACCUGGAUACCCUUUGUCUGGGCUGUCAUCAACACCUUGGUACUCAUAUUGUCCUCGUUCGCCAUCUAUGGUGGACUCUGA
Molecule: messenger RNA, 450 nt
Organism: Alternaria incomplexa
Lineage: Eukaryota; Fungi; Ascomycota; Dothideomycetes; Pleosporales; Pleosporaceae
Exons: 2
Coding region: 1-450 (149 amino acids)
Source: RefSeq, a predicted model, not a curated record